Linum tenue is the source of this 1071-nucleotide messenger RNA. Lineage: Eukaryota; Viridiplantae; Streptophyta; Magnoliopsida; Malpighiales; Linaceae. The record is from the annotation of a GenBank genome assembly.
AUGAGCCGUCCACAGGAUCCACACCGACCCUUUUUCCCCUUGGGAAAUCCUUUCCGGAGGAUAUUGCCAAAGGGCUUGCAGAUGUCUCCAAGGCUUAUUUCUAUACUGAACAGUUUUGAGGAAACCUUAGCAGAGAGGCUAAGAAAACUUAUUCCAGAAGACCAGGGUGAUGUUCUGAGUCUGACAUGGAUGAAAUUAGCCAUGGAAUCCCUCUGUGAGACUCAUACUGACAUGAAGACCCUCAUCACCGAUCUCGAUCUUCCAGUCACUGGCUGGGAUCAGAAUUGGAUCGAUGUCUAUUUGGACGACAGUAUGAGGUUGCUCGAUACUUGCAUUGCUCUAAGUUCUGAGAUCUCAAGGCUUAACCAAGGCCAUCUCUUACUUCAGUGUGCCUUGCAUAAUUUGGAAUCUGGGACCCCCGAGUGUUGUAUGAAGGCACGUUCUGCCCUUGAUAACUGGAGACAUCAUAUUUAUUCAAAGAACCCUAGGGUUCAGAGCUGCAGGUCCAUCUUAGACAGUCUUGUCGAGGCAUUGAAUCUUCCCAAGGUUAAGAAUUCCUCCAAGGGAAAGGUCCUGUUGCAUGCCAUUUAUGGUGUCAAGGCGGUGACGAUAUUUGUGUGCAGUGUAUUUGCUUCUGCCUUUUCCAGCUCGUCAAAGAAUCUCUUGGAUUUGGCUAUCCCAGAUACAGUCUUGUGGGCUCGGGCUUUUUCAGAUUUGCAAACAAGAGUGAGUGGGGAAAUCAGAGAGUUAUUCCCAUCUGAGAAAUCUACUGGCCUGAAAGAGCUGGAUUCUGUUGAUUCUAUUGUGAAGACUCUGUAUCCUGCGAUUCGAGAUAGGUUGCAGCAACCUCCUGGGGUGGAGGAGGAAGCCUUGAAGAUUUGCUUCACUGAUUUGCAGGGUGGAGCUGAGAAGCUAUCGGAAGGCCUGGACCUCCUUGCUAAACAAGUGGAUACCUUCUUUGAAACAGUGUUAAGUGGUCGUGAAGCCUUGCUUUGUAAUCUAAGAGUUACGAGUAGUGAUAUGAAUGCUGUGACGGGUGGUAAAAUAUGGGAGCAGCAAGCUGUUAGAUGA